UUUUUCUUUUUGUCAUUCCUUUUUUUUUUUUUUAUUAUUGUUCCACAAAAAUGGAGUCGAUUGAAGCAAAAACACCAAAAUAUAUGGUAUAUUGUGUUUUGGUAGCAUGUAUUACUUCAUUAUCUUUUGGUUGGGUCAUUGGAUCACCCAACGUUCCCGGAGAAAUUACACAUAAUUGUGCUACAGGCAAUGCUCAUCUUUAUAAUAUCAAGUUUCCUGAUUGUUUACCGAUGACGACCUUUUUAUGGGCGUUUGCAGUGGCAUCUUUUUGUCUAGGAGGAUUUGUAGGAGCAGUGAGUUGUGGAUUUUUACAAACACGACUGGGUCGCAAAAAAACCAUCAUGCUCAGUAAUGCUGGGUUUAUUGUGGGUAGUGUGGUGGUUGCCGUCUCUUUUUCAUCAGGUAUGAUGAUUGCUGGCCGGAUCAUCUGUGGUCUUUCAUGUGGUGUGUGUUCUUUGGUCAUUCCUACUUAUAUUGGUGAAAUCUCCACUAUUCGUGCCCGUGGAGCCAUGGGUUGUUAUCAUCAAUUCUUCAUCGCUAUAGGAAUCUUUUUAUCAACAUUGAUAGGUAUGUUUUUAUGUCGUGUACCGUUAUGGCGAAUCAAUUAUGGUUUGGCCGGUGUACCUGCCCUAAUACAAACUUUAUUGAUGACAACUUGUGUGGAAUCCCCCCGAUGGUUGAUUUCCGUCAAUCGUAUUGAGGAAGCACAUUACGUUCUUCAAAAACUGCGAGGCAAGCAUAACAUUGAUCGAGAAUUCUUUGAAAUCGUCGAAGGUCAUGUUGGUCCAGCUGCUGCCAUCACUGCCAUGAAACAUCUUGCCACCAAAGAUGAAAAAUCAUUACAAGAAUGGCGAUCUUUUCAUCGACCUUCCUCUGCCCAAGCAACAUUGGUUGAACAUCCUCCCUCUGAUGAAAAACAAAGACAACAACAAGAAGAAGAUGACGAUGAUGAUGAUGAUGAUGAUAGGAUGAUGGGUCCAACAGGAGGAGAAGAACAAGAUCAUCCCAAAGAACAACAAGUGACGGCAAAACAAGUGAUGAAGGACCCAGUGAUGCGACGGAUGACCAUGACAUUGGUUGUGCUUCAUGUACUUCAACAAUUCUUAGGCUUGAAUGCCCUUCUUUAUUAUAGCUCGAUGGUCUAUGCGGCGGUGUAUGAUAAUCAUAAUACGGCUGUGAUGUGGUCAUCUAUGGCCACGGUGGAUACAGCCGUAUUGCUUGUGAUGACGGUGGUAGCAGCCGCUUUGAUUGAUCGCAUGGGUCGACGACGAUUACUUUUCCUAUCAGAAACAGGCGUGACGUUAUUUGCCGUGGUGAUGUUUUUAGGUCUGUUUUUCCAUCUGUCUGCCUUGUUGAUUGUCGGUGUCAUGUUCUUUGUUGCCAGCUUUGCUUUGGGCAUGAACCCUAUCCCUUGGUUGCUGACGAUUGAUAUGUGCCCUACUUAUGCUUCCUCCACCAUCGGUAGUCUCACCACAAGUAUCAACUGGCUCGUCAAUUUUAUCGUCGCCUUGUUCUUCCCUGUCGUCUUUGCUGCUAUCCAACCUUACACCUUUUUGAUCUUUGCUGGCAUCGGUUUGAUCGCCUUGGUAUUUACUUAUUUCUAUGUCCCUGAAACUAAGAAUCGAUCGAUUGAAUCCGUCGUCAGGGAAUUUGAAAAAUAUCGACGAUAAAAAAAUGGAUGGAUAGAUAGAUUUUUUUUUUUUGUUUAAUGUUGUAUAUACUUUUUAUAAUAAAUUCUCUUAUUCUUUGUGUCA
Molecule: messenger RNA, 1754 nt
Organism: Halteromyces radiatus
Lineage: Eukaryota; Fungi; Mucoromycota; Mucoromycetes; Mucorales; Cunninghamellaceae
Product: major facilitator superfamily domain-containing protein
Exons: 6
Coding region: 51-1670 (539 amino acids)
Biological process (GO): transmembrane transport
Cellular component (GO): membrane
Molecular function (GO): myo-inositol:proton symporter activity
Source: RefSeq, a predicted model, not a curated record